AUGUCGCUCCUUCCCGCGCUGUGUUAUCAGUCACACUCACAUCCCCUUCGUUCCCAUCCAUCGCCCGUGUGUCCCGCUGUGCCCCGCCGUGCCUUGCCUGCCGCGUCUCUGCGAAGCUCCAACCCAUUGAUUGCUCCAGAUCGCUCCUCUCCGCUUCUUCAAUGCACGUCUUCCCUCGCUGCCCUUCGCCUGACUCCACCUCCUACCUUCCCUGCUCUCUGUCCCGCUCCCCGCUCCACUCGCCCCCACCUCGUCUCAAUCUCCUCUCCAACCGUUUUUCCGCCCCCGUCCCCGACUCAUGCCACCCUGCCAUCAGGCCCUGCACCUGCCACUCUCCUGACUCUCCCAAUCCCUCCCCUCUCCGCCUCUCUCCCCUCUCUCCCCCCUCUCCCACUCUCUCCCCACUCUCCCACUCCCUCCCCUCUCUCCUUGCUCUCCCCUCUCUCCGUUCUCUCCCAUCUCCCCUCUCUCCCGUUUUUCCCUCCUCUCCCCUCUCCUCCUUCUCUCCCCUCCCUCCCGCAUCCAACCCCUGUCCCCGCCCUUCAGCCACCCACUGCAGCAGCUGCCCCCUCCCUCACACCCGCCGCCCUGAGAACGCCCCUCGGUGCUGGGAGGUGCGACGCGGGUGGUGACGCCAUGCCUGACGUCAGCAGCAUGUGUGACGUCAGCCUGCUGCAUUGGCGGUGGAGGAGGGAGGGAGAGCGAGUGAGGGAUGUGUGGAGGGGAGGGAGAAGAAGGGGAGAGAGAGUGGUCACGAGGGAAGGAGAGAGAGAAAGUGGUGGUGCUGACAUUGAUAGUUUUGGUGAUGAUGGGAGCAGCGGUGACAGUGAUGAUUGCAGUGCGAGUGAUGGUGAUAGCGAUAGUGGCGAUCGUGCUGGCAGUGAUGGUGGUGCUGGCGGUGGCAGUGACUGGGCGGGUGUGUUGACUGCUGGGAAGCUCUUGAACCCAACCCAAGUCAUCACCCGCAUCGCCCCUCUGCUCUCUCGCUCCCCCUCCUUUCCACUCCCACCCACCGCAGCAGCAGCAGCAGCAGCAGCAGCAGCAACAGCUGCCACUUACCCAGCAGGAACAGCAGGCACACCCAUGCCAGCAGGCACAGCAGCGGCAACAGCAGCUGGCGCUGUUGACUCCAUCGACUCCCUUGAAGCCCGCUGUCUCGCGCUGCGCCUGAUUGGCUGCCUUGCUCCGCUGGCUGCUGACGUGGCACACGUGCAGGAGUUGGUGGUGCGGGCGGCGAUGGAAGCAGAGGGACAGCAGGAGGUGAGCGAGGGGAGCAGGGGGAGGGGGAGAAAGAGGGGAAUAAGGGGGAGUAGGAGCUCCAUCACUCUCUCUCUCUUCACAGCUCGCGUCGUGUCCUCUGCCGUGUCUUCCCACCCCAAGCCCCACGCAGCUCUCUUUGCUGCCACACUCUUUCAUCAGCGCCACGCAGCUCUCUUCGCGCUCACCUUCCUCUGCGACGUCUCUCCACCCUUCGCCCUCCACACUCUCCCCCUCCUCCUCUCCCUCGCUCUCCCCGCCUCCCCACCGCCACCCCUGCCCCUCUCCCUCACAUGCCAUCUGCACCGCUCCUCACACCCACGUCUCCCGCAGCAAACCAAGCAGCCUGGAGUGAGAGGAAACGCAGACAGGAGUCAAGCAGAGGCGGACGAGCAUGUGGCGGGGAGGCGGCAGCAGCAACCACCUGAUGACUCGCCAGCUGCCCUUGCACCGUUGCACCCAUACUCGUUCGCCCACUCCCUGUCUCCACCACACACACUCCUACCACUGGCCAUGCACACGCCCCUUGUAUCAUCCUCCUCCCACAUGCCACGUGUCAGCAGCCCAUUGGCCCGGUGGAAAGGGGGUGACGAGGGGGAGGAGGGGGUGCGCGUGCGAGUGGCAGCAGUGGUGGUGAAAUGCCUGGCGGGGCACGAGGAGAGGGCUGUGAGGCGCGUGGCAUGGCAGACAAGAGGACAUGAAGACAUGAACCCAAAACAUGAGGAGAGGGCUGUGAAGCGCGCGGAGAACAGAGAUGGGAGGGGGAGAAGGGGGGUGGAUGGGAGGGGGUGA
Molecule: messenger RNA, 2049 nt
Organism: Closterium sp. NIES-65
Lineage: Eukaryota; Viridiplantae; Streptophyta; Zygnematophyceae; Desmidiales; Closteriaceae
Source: the annotation of a GenBank genome assembly